This is a messenger RNA of Haplochromis burtoni (Burton's mouthbrooder), 1754 nucleotides long. RefSeq names its product meteorin, glial cell differentiation regulator (gene metrn). Bases 227 to 1141 code for a protein of 304 amino acids. Gene Ontology annotation, molecular function: hormone activity. Gene Ontology annotation, biological process: glial cell differentiation; positive regulation of axonogenesis. The record is from RefSeq and is a predicted model, not a curated record. Lineage: Eukaryota; Metazoa; Chordata; Actinopteri; Cichliformes; Cichlidae. The transcript has 4 exons.
AGUUCAGAGCUCCGCACCUCCACGCUCACAUCGGCCCCGGAGAGUGCAGAAGCUUUAUUCUCUUAUCAUACGCAUCAGGAUAAGAGGGUACAAAGUUAUGGAGGUUAUCAGAGGUAGAUUAUUAUUUGUUUUAUAGCCUUUUUUUUACUCACUGAGAUUUAGGACAUCGGCAGUUUGGAAUAAUCUUUUUUUCCCCCUCCACCUUACUUUGCAUCAUCCAUCCAACAUGCCCGGCUUUGGGGUUUGGAUUUACGCAGUGUGGAUUUUACUUUUUUGCCUUUUCCACGUGAGCCUUUCAAACUAUUCCGAAGACCAAUGCAGCUGGAGAGGCAGCGGUUUGUCCCAGCAGCAGGGCAGCGUGGAGCAGAUCUCUCUCCACUGCUCCGAGGGCACACUGGACUGGCUUUAUCCCAAAGGAGCCCUGCGCCUCACCCUGUCUCCGCGCCUGCCCUCCAUGGUGGUGGGCCCCAGCGGCAGCAGCUCUGGGCUCAUCACUGCCUGCGUCAAGCCCUCUGAGGAGUUCCACGGAGCCCAGCUCUACCUGGAGAGAGAUGGGGUCCUCGAGCUCCUGGUAGGAGACCGCCUGGAAUCCUCCCCCCCGCCGAGGGUGCGCUGCUUCAGCCGCCUGCCUGGGGAGAGGGUGGCCCUCUUCCUGCAGGCUACACCGCAUCAGGACAUCAGCAGGAGGAUCGCCUCAUUUCGCUACGAGCUGAGAGGGGACUGGACAGCUCGCCUGUCCCUGGACUCCCACCCUAUUAGCACUGAAGACGCCUGCAGACCCUGCAACAACACUGAGAUUCUGAUGGCUGUUUGCACCAGUGAUUUUGUGGUGCGAGGCAACAUCAAGUCAGUGGAGGAGGACGAGAACUUAAGAGCGGCCGUGAUCAAGGUCAGCGCCACCCGCGUGUUUCGCCAGAAGUACACACUGUUCACCGGGAACAGCCGCCUGAGCAGCCGGGGCGAGAUCAGGACUCUGCUCCAGUGUGGCGUCAAACCCGGACCCGGGAGCUUCCUUUUCACCGGCCGAGUCCACUUCGGCGAGGCCUGGCUGGGCUGCGCUCCGCGCUACAAGGACUUCCAGAGGGCUUACACCGUAGCCAAAGCAGCCCAGCAGAUACCAUGCGAGCUGCCCGUAGACUGAGACAAAAACUCAGCUCGUCUGCUACGCAAAAUUGGAAGCUGUGCUGAGCGCCAGGCCAAACUCAGCCCUGUUCCACGUUCGGGAAGAAGCCGAGACGGGCGACUGUCGGCUCGCGUAGCCUUCCCAAAGGCCUGAGGAGUGAAAUGGACUUUUCAGACACCAUUUCAGUGCAAUACGCGGUCACUUGUUGCAAAGAGCCCAGUGGUUUUCGUGACACUGAGGGGGGACACGGCUGAAACGAAGCUUAAGCAGUGAUGCCAUAAAGAUGGUCAAAGUAAAAUGAUGUAAUGAUGAAAAAGCUUUCCAUUAAUUCAGGCCUACUGAGAGUCAUCGCAUUGAAACUUAGGGAAAAAAAGAAAAGCUCUAUAAAAAGCUCAAGGCUAUCAGCUGACAUCCUGUGGAGCGUACGCCACACAGGUGUUGCUGCGGUCUAUUCAUAAUGUAUUUUAUCAGAUAAUAACAGGACAAUGUGAUACUUGUCUUCAGUGUUAGUUUUAUGAAGGAGAUUAUAUAAGUCCACGCUAAGAGAAACAUUAAAAACAACUUGCACUGAAUGAAAGGGAAUGAUCUAGAAAGUGUGAUGCUGCAAGCACUGAAAACCAAAUAAAUGUUU